Messenger RNA from Wallemia mellicola CBS 633.66, 626 nucleotides. Its product is annotated as NADH:ubiquinone oxidoreductase complex I intermediate-associated protein 30. Gene Ontology annotation, biological process: NADH dehydrogenase complex assembly. Bases 1 to 609 code for a protein of 202 amino acids. The transcript is spliced from 2 exons. Lineage: Eukaryota; Fungi; Basidiomycota; Wallemiomycetes; Wallemiales; Wallemiaceae. The record is from RefSeq and is a predicted model, not a curated record.
AUGUUGACUUCAAUUUUGUCCUACUUAGGCCUUUCACAUAACGACGCUGUUAUAUUUCCUCCAUUCAAGAAAGAAGACUUCAAAACAGUCGAUGAUCGCAUAAGGGGUGGAUCUUCUGAGAGCAAGAUUACGGUCAGUGAAGAUGGAAAGAGUAUAAUAUUCUAUGGUACACUAGACAGUAGAACUUUAGGUGGUGCAGGCUUCGCCAGCCAAUCUGUUGAGUUUGACAACCCAUUGAAUUAUCCACAAAGCAAAUAUGAUGGUAUCGUAAUUGAUAUCGCAAACGUUGAUACUUUUGGACCGCACACUUUCGCCUUUAACUUGAAAACAACAAAACCAAGCUACAGAGACGAUGGUAGACGUCAAUCUAGUAUUGUCUAUGAGAGUGACUUCACAAUCGAGAAACCUCAAAGUUUAUGGCUCGAAUGGGACAGUUUCAAGCCAACCUAUAGGGGUAAACCAGCUGAGGAUGCUCCCGCUUUAGAUACGACACAUAUCACUGAAAUAUCACUAAUGUGUCGCUCACAUUUUCAAAAAGUGGCUAAUGGUCCAUUCCAUAUUAAGAUAACAUCUUUAAAAGCUUACAAACCUAAUGAUAAACCUAAAUGACUUGUAUUCUAAAAUUU